Postia placenta MAD-698-R-SB12 is the source of this 4749-nucleotide messenger RNA. RefSeq lists its product as hypothetical. Gene Ontology annotation, molecular function: ABC-type peptide transporter activity; ATP binding; ATP hydrolysis activity. The coding region runs from base 1 to 4452 and encodes 1483 amino acids. Gene Ontology annotation, cellular component: membrane; fungal-type vacuole. The record is from RefSeq and is a predicted model, not a curated record. The transcript has 42 exons. Lineage: Eukaryota; Fungi; Basidiomycota; Agaricomycetes; Polyporales; Adustoporiaceae. Gene Ontology annotation, biological process: transmembrane transport.
AUGCAAGGGCUGUCGACGAGAAGUCAUGCGCCGCCCUGGUUGUAUGUCGCUGUCUGCGUAACAUAUCUAUAUGCAUCACUUCUGGCCACACUUUCUGUGCUCGCAAAGUCGGCGGUUGCAGCGGUGGCAAAUAGACAUCUUUGCCUUGUAUUACUCUCGGUAUGGGCGGUAUAUGUCUACCGAGAUGUAUUGCCUCUCGCUAUUUUCACCCUCAGCCCGCUCGAUGCCUCAGAGGGCGUUAUUUUGUGGAUUCAACUGGUGGACCUCACCUUUGCUGCAGUCGUCGUCCCGCUGUUGAUUCCGCGGCGUUACACACCUGUUGAUCCUGACCAUCCUUCUCUGGAACCUCACCCCGAGCAAACCGCAUCCGUUCUAUCGAGGAUGAUGUUUACGUGGCUAGAUAAAAUAGUAUUCAAAGCCUACCGCGUACCUCACCUCCCUAUCGAAGAGCUACCACCGCUAGCAGACUACGAUCAAGCGCACAAUCUCGUGCAGAAGUCGCUCCAGGAACUCGAUCCUUUCCAAGUCGUGAAGGGCCGACACGUCGUCUGGGGACUAGUGAAAGUCUUUCGCCGCGAUCUAUUGAUUAUGGCGCUCAUGCAAUUCCUCUUCGUGGUCGCGCGUUUCUCUGACCCUGUUGGCAUACGAAAUCUACUCUGGUACAUGGAGAACGGAGGGGAGGGCGCUAUGGUGAAGCCAUGGGUCUGGAUCUCGUGGUUGUUCUUGGGACCCGCAGCUUGCGUGAUCAUCUUAUCAUUCUACUUCUUCCUAUCCGAACGGGUGCUGGUCCGCAUCGAAGCGAUCAUGACCCAGCUGGUGUUCGAGCACGCUCUCCGUAUGCGGGUAAAGGCUGACGUUUCGGACGCACCGAUGUCAACGGGAAAUACAACUGUUGCCGGUACUCCCGAUACAGUGUCUUUGGCGGAAUCGGGCAGCGCACCUGCACGCGAGGAUGUUAAUAACAGCGAGGAUGAUGGUAACUUGAGUAGCACAAACACCGCUGCUGGCGAAACAAGUUCGACACAGCGUAAGGACAAGUCGACGGUUUCCGUGCAGCAGAGCCAGGAGGACUCCGGCAGUAGCAUUAAACCAAGCGAGGACACAGAAUACAAGGAUCAAAAUGGAGCCGGAAAGGUCAACAACCUGAUCACCACAGACCUGGACGCAAUUGCGGGGGCUCGCGAUAUUUUCCAGUUCGUCGUGCAAGUCCCUGUGCAGCUGGUCUUGUGCAUCUGGUUCCUAUACGAUGUCUUGGGAUGGAGUGCCCUCGCCGGUAUGGCAUUAAUGGUGCUCAUGUUGCCCCUUCCUUCGACUCUGUCAGGGAAGAUCCGAGGGGUUCACGCCGAGAAGAUGAAAAGGACAGAUUCCCGUGUACAGGCUGUCACCGAAGCCAUGAGCGUUAUCCGUAUGAUCAAGCUUUUUGGUUGGGGAUCGCGCCUGUCGAAACAACUGAGUGCAAAGCGUGAAGAUGAGCUGACUUGGAUUAGGACUUCGAGACUGUUGGAAGUGGCCAACAACAUCGCCAACAUACCUCCAAUCACCAUGGUCUUCACGUACCUUAUCUAUACUUUAAUCAUGAAGAAACAGCUCACUGCAUCUACAGUGUUUUCUGCGAUGAAUGUCUUCGAGAUGGUCCGCGAGCUGUUGCACAAUACUUUCGGCGCGAUCCCCAAGCUUAUGCGCGCUAAAGUGUCACUCGACCGUAUGAACGAAUUCUUGCAGAAUACAGAGCUAUUGGACGAAUUCUCCGAGAACUCGACUACUCACGCAUCAGAACUCAGGAUAUCCUCUCCGUCAAUAUCCAGCGAUACUCUAGGUUUCCGUAAUGCAUCAUUUACUUGGACGAAGGCACCUCCAUCGACUCCCGGAUCGUCGAGACGUAAUUUUACGCUCCACAUUGACGGUGAUCUGAUUUUCGAACGUGGACAUAUCAAUCUCAUUGUUGGCCCAACGGGUUCGGGAAAGACAUCACUCCUCAUGGCGCUUCUGGGCGAGAUGCAUUACAUUCCUGCUGGACCGAACUCCUUUGUAGCACUGCCACGCUCCGGAGGAGUUGCGUAUGCGGCUCAAGAAUCAUGGGUGCUCAACGAUACUAUCCGGAAUAACAUACUAUUUGGUACAACGUAUGACCGAGAACGAUACGACAAAGUGAUCACUCAAUGCGGUCUCACGAGAGAUCUUGAGUUGUUUGAUGCCGGGGAUCAUACUGAAAUAGGAGAGAAGGGAAUAACACUAAGCGGAGGGCAAAAGGCUCGAAUCACUCUAGCUCGUGCAAUCUACUCAACUGCGGAGAUCCUACUACUUGACGACAUUCUGGCUGCUCUGGACGUGCACACAGCAAAAUGGAUUGUUGAGAAGUGUUUGCAAGGCGAACUUGUCCGCGAUCGGACAGUGCUGUUAGUCACACACAACGUUAACUUAGCUGGACCCAUCGCGCGGCACGUUGUGUCUUUACGUGACAAUGGACGGAUCUCCAGCCAGGGCACUUUGUCCCAUGCUCUUGAGCACGACCAAGCACUAGCUGCGAAAGUAGCUCAGGAUCUCGAAGUUCGUGAGAAGGCAGAACAAAAUAUUCAUCAAGAUCAGUCCGAAGAAGAUACUAUGAAGGCCAAUGGUAAACUAGUUGUCUCUGAAGAGAUUUCUGAAGGGCAUCUUGGAUGGCCGGCCUUAAAACUGUACCUAAAGAGUAUGGGCGGAAGCCGCCCCAUCCUCUACUGUAUAAUCGCGGUGUGCAUUGAGUUCACCUCGGACCUGUUGGAUAACCUAUCCUACUGGUAUCUCGGUUUCUGGGUAAGACAAUACGAGGAACAUCCUCCAUGGGAAGUGAAUGUGCCAUUUCACCUUUCCGUGUAUGCAUUGAUCAUGCUACUUGGGUUCAUCAUGUACUUCGUGUAUGCUUCGAUCUUCCUUGUUGGCAGUCUCAGAGCCUCACGCAUCAUUCACAAUACGUUGAUCACAUCGGUUCUUGGUACCACCAUGAGAUGGUUGGACAAGACACCUACUGGACGUGUGAUCGCUAGAUGUACGCAAGAUAUUGGCACCAUUGACUCGGAACUCUCCUCCUGCUUAGACGUCCUCAUCAUCCUGGCAAUCAACAUACUCAUUAAGCUCGCGGCCGUCACAAUCACUGCACCCUUCUACAUCUUUUCCGGUAUCUUUCUCGCUGUUGUGGGAGGGUACAUCUGUCAAGUGUACAUGAAGGCCCAAUUAUCUGUGAAGCGAGAGAAGAGCAAUGCACGUGCGCCAGUUCUCGGACAUUUCGGCGCUGUCUUCACCGGGCUUGUGUCUGUCCGUGCAUACGGUGCCCAAGAUGCCUUCAGGAAGGAGUCAUAUGCGCGAAUCGAUAAGUACUCACGAGCUGCGAGGAUAUUCUGGGUUCUGACUCGCUGGGUAAACAUUCGCAUCGAGUUCUUUGGCGCCAUGUUCUCCACCGGACUUGCCUUCUACCUCGUGUACGGGGGCGGCAACUCAUCCGCAGCGAAUACAGGUUUCACGCUUAACAUGGCAGUUGGCUUCGCGUCCAUGAUAUUAUGGUUCACAAGACUUUUCAACGACUUUGAGGUCGCAGGGAACAGUCUCGAACGCAUACAGCAAUAUCUUGAGAUUGAACAGGAACCAAAGUCAACUGAGAACGGUCUACCUCCCGCAUAUUGGCCCUCCAGCGGUAAUUUGAGGAUUGAAAAGCUCUCCGCUCGUUAUUCAACGGAUGGACCUCGGGUACUCCACGAGAUCUCGUUCGACAUUAAAUCUGGAGAGCGUGUGGGCGUCGUGGGUCGUACUGGGAGUGGAAAGAGCUCCUUGACCCUCGCAUUGCUGUGGUGCAUAAUCACAGAAGGCCAGAUAUACUACGAUGGUCUACUCACGAAAAACAUCAACCUCGACGCCCUUCGAUCGCACAUCACGAUCAUACCGCAAGUGCCUGAAUUACUUAGUGGGACGUUGCGACAAAAUCUUGACCCGUUCGAAGAGCUUGACGACGCAGUGCUGAACGACGCCCUUCGAUCCGCAGGCUUGUUCUCACUUCAGAGAUACACGGAUGAAGGCCAAAUCACUCUAGAUACCCAGAUAGCUAGCGGAGGUAAUAACCUUUCGUUUGGCCAGAAACAAAUUCUGGCGUUAGCUCGGGCGAUUGUACGACAGAGUAAGCUAUUGAUCCUGGACGAAGCGACAUCUGCUAUAGACUAUGAGACCGAUACCGUCAUACAGGCGUCACUGCGCAAAGAACUCGACAAGGGUGUCACUGUGCUGACAAUCGCACACCGUCUUCAGACGAUCAUGGAUGCAGACAAGAUAAUGGUCCUCGAUGCUGGACACAUCGUCGAGUUUGGAAAGCCUAGUGAGCUUUUACAGAUCAAAAACGGGUUGCUCCGGGCAUUGGUAGACGAGAGUGGAGACCGAGAGAACUUGAUAUCCAUGGCUAUGGGUGCUGGCACAUCGAUCGAGGUUCCAUGACUAGUGCACGGCAGUCUCACAGACGCCAGAAGGAGCGCCCAUUCUACGUGAGAUUGACUCGAACCGCUAGGAAGUUAUCACGUCACGAAACCGUGCUCGGAAUGUGAAGCAUUCCCGAUCUUUCCGCUGUUCAUGAGCCAUGCCAUCUUCAUAUGCGAACAGCUUACUUAUACAAACAGACUAUCUAUACAGUACUUAUGACAGGCGCGCGGUUUUGUCGUGCUGCAUCACAAUCAUUUGCCUACCCGAGCGGAGUGCGUAUAGCAUUCAAUAUAGAUGUCAGGAAGAUUGUAUGAU